CAGAAAGAGACCAAAGGGCAGUUCCUUAUUGAUCACAUCUGCAACUACUACAGCCUGUUAGAGAAGGACUACUUUGGCAUUCGCUAUGUGGAUCCAGAGAAGCAGAGGCACUGGCUUGAACCUAACAAAUCCAUCUCCAAGCAAAUGAAAUCUCAUCCACCAUAUACCAUGUGCUUUAGAGUGAAAUUCUACCCACACGAACCCUUGAAGAUUAAAGAAGAGCUCACAAGGUACCUUUUGUAUUUGCAAAUUAAAAGAGAUAUUUUUCAUGGUCGACUGCUGUGCUCCUUUUCUGAUGCUGCCUAUCUAGGUGCCUGUAUCGUUCAAGCUGAACUUGGUGAUUAUGAUCCUGAUGAGCAUCCUGAAAAUUACAUCAGUGACUUUGAAAUUUUCCCAAAGCAGUCACAGAAGCUGGAAAGAAAAAUCAUGGAAAUUCAUAAAAAUGAUCUCAGAGGUCAGAGCCCACCCGUUGCAGAAUUUAACUUACUGCUGAAAGCUCACACUUUGGAAACCUACGGGGUGGAUCCUCACCCAUGCAAGGAUUCAACAGGCACAACAACAUUUUUAGGAUUUACUGCUACAGGGUUUGUGGUGUUCCAGGGGAAUAAGAGAAUCCACUUGAUAAAAUGGCUAGAUGUCUGCAAAUUGAAGUUUGAAGGGAAGACAUUUUAUGUGAUUGGCACCCAGAAGGAGAAAAAAGCAAUGUUGGCAUUCCAUACUUCAACCCCAGCUGCCUGCAAACAUCUUUGGAAGUGUGGGGUGGAGAAUCAGGCCUUUUAUAAGUAUGCAAAAUCCAGUCAGAUCAAGACUGUGUCAAGCAGCAAGAUAUUUUUUAAAGGAAGUAGAUUUCGAUAUAGUGGUAAAGUUGCCAAAGAGGUGGUGGAAGAAAGCUCCAAAAUCCAGAGGGAGCCUCCUGAGGUGCACCGAGUCAACAUUACUCAGAGCCGCAGUUCCCACUCCUUGAACAAACAGCUCAUCAUUAACAUGGAGCCCCUGCAGCCCCUGCUUCCUUCCCCCAUUGAGCAGGAAGAGGAACUUCCUCUGGUUAAGGGUGUCUCAUUACCUAAAGAAGACGUUUCUGCUCCCCUGAUCUCCAGCUCCCCAGUGAAGGAAGCUCAGGAGUAUGAAGAUACCCCAAGUGAAGAGAAAGACAAAGUAAAAGGAGAGCCCUUGACGAUCUCUGAACUAACAUACAACCCAAGUGCCAGCCUGCUCCCCACCCCUGUUGAUGAUGAUGAGAUUGACAUGCUCUUUGACUGUCCAUCUAGGCUUGAGUUAGAAAGAGAAGACAUAGAUUCAUUUGAGGAAUUGGAAGCAGAUGAAAAUGCCUUUUUGAUUGCUGAAGAAGAGGAGCUGAAGGAAGCUUGCCGAGCUUUGUCAUGGAGCUAUGACAUUCUGAUGGGCCAUAUUUGGGUGAAUCCACUGGUCAAGAGUUUUUCUAGGCUCCUUGUUGUGGGCCUGGGACUGCUGCUCUUUGUAUUUCCCCUGCUCCUCCUCCUUUUGGAGUCAGGUAUUGAUCUCUCCUUUUUAUGUGAAAUCCGCCAGACACCAGAGUUUGAGCAGUUUCACUAUGAAUACUACUGUCCCCUCAAGGAGUGGGUGGCUGGAAAGGUCAACCUCAUUCUCUACAUGCUGGGUUGCUCAUGAGGUUAAUAUCUUAUAAGACUAAGGGCUAUAUCCAAUGCUAGUGAUUUUUUUUUCAGUAGAUGCCUGGUUCUGAAUGGUCAUAGGGUCCUCAAUGGGUGUUCCUUUCUCAUAACUUUAACUCUUAAGUUAGCUUUCCAUAAUUAAAUGCACUUAAAUAAGUUAAAUCAAAUAUAGUUAUUUUAGUUACAGGUCAGGAUGAUGGCCUUUAAAUAACCAAAACAUUUUUAUUUUUUAAUGUAACGGAUAUCCUCUUUAUCUAUUAUAUCAUAAUACAUAACAUAUUGGACUGAAUUAGAUUUUCCAUUUUUUAAUAGUUGGCAUCAUUAUAAGCUAUAAUGUUCAGAAUCAGAAUUUUAGUACAAAUCUAAGGGAAAGCUUUUGAAUAUAAUCCUUAGUGAAAACAAUGUCCUCUAACCAAUGCCUAUACAACUAAAUUUAUGCUGACUUUUUUGUUUUUAAAAAAUAUUUUUAUGUGUUCAAACUAUUUUGGUAAAUUUUUAGCAAAAA
Messenger RNA from Castor canadensis (American beaver), 2154 nucleotides. Lineage: Eukaryota; Metazoa; Chordata; Mammalia; Rodentia; Castoridae. The record is from RefSeq and is a predicted model, not a curated record.